UGUAGAUAUGUAUACUGUAAAUGUUCAAAAAAAUAUAUAAGCAAAAACAGCAAUAUUGAAAAUGUUUUCUUUUUCUUUUCAUUAUUAGAUUAUUUCCCUUUGUUCAUUUGACAGGUACCUGUGUAUGACCAACAAUUGACACCAAUAUGGUUGAAAUGUUAAAGUUUGAUGGUGAAUUUAAAAUUACCGAUGAGAUUCAGAAACGUUUCGAUGAAGACGGCUUUAUAGUUGUCAAAGACUUGUUGGACGAAGAGGAAAUAACUCAAAUAUGGAAGGUUUUGAAUGACCCGAAAGGAAUCUUAAAGCAUGCUUAUGAGACUCUGGAGCCUGAUGGCCAUAAAAUACAGCGCAUUCUGUAUUGUCAUCCCGGAAAUGACGUCACAGGUAUAGUGUCACGAUCAGAGAAAAUUGUCAAUGCGUGUGAAAAGUUGUUGGGCGGGGAGGUGUACCACUACCAUGGAAAGUUCAUACUGAAGAACGCUCACGAAGGAGGGAGACACGUGUGGCAUCAAGACUACGGGAUCGGCGUGAAGUUGGCAGUACAGCAGUAGCAGCAGUAGG
Molecule: messenger RNA, 561 nt
Organism: Mercenaria mercenaria
Lineage: Eukaryota; Metazoa; Mollusca; Bivalvia; Venerida; Veneridae
Product: ectoine dioxygenase-like
Exons: 5
Coding region: 147-551 (134 amino acids)
Source: RefSeq, a predicted model, not a curated record